Molecule: messenger RNA, 525 nt
Organism: Entrophospora candida
Lineage: Eukaryota; Fungi; Glomeromycota; Glomeromycetes; Entrophosporales; Entrophosporaceae
Source: the annotation of a GenBank genome assembly
AUGUCAAUUGUUACUAUUACUAGUUUGGGUGAAGAAGAUCUUGGGUUUUAUGAAUCACAUGAAAAUAAAUCAGAAAAAAAAAAUAGUUUAAUAACAGGAUACUUGAUUGCAUAUAAUGUUUUGUCAACGAUCAGUUGGUCAUAUGUUUUGUAUUUGGCCUUAUAUCAAUUAUAUGUAAAUCAAGGAGAUUAUACGAAAACUUAUGACGGAAUAGAACGAAUAUUGGCUUUUGUUCAAACUGCUGCAGUUUUGGAGGUUCGAUCUCAUUGGGCAUUUACAAGUAUGACAAUUGCAUGGUCGAUUGCUGAAAUUGUUAGAUAUUUAUAUUAUGCGUUUAAUCUUAUCGGAAAGCAACCAGAUCUAUUGUUAUGGUGCAGAUAUACAUUUUUCUAUUUAUUAUAUCCAGUUGGAGCAGGAAGUGAAGCAGUACUUAUUUUUAAAUCUAUUCCGUAUUCAAUACAUAGAGCAUUCUAUUGGCUUCAAGUAGGAAUUUUAUGUGCUUAUCUACCUGUAACUAAUUCUUGA